Molecule: messenger RNA, 1599 nt
Organism: Parathielavia hyrcaniae
Lineage: Eukaryota; Fungi; Ascomycota; Sordariomycetes; Sordariales; Chaetomiaceae
Source: the annotation of a GenBank genome assembly
CCAGGAUCAACACUUGGUCCCUCAGAUUGUCCUUCAGCCAGCAAGCAACCAAGAUGACGACGCUGAGAUCUCCACUGUUGUCCCUCCUCCUCCAACUCGGGGACCGCCCCCUCCCCCUUUCUCCAGUCCUGCCUUGUUAGAGGUUCCGAGAUUCUCCAGACCACCCAGAAGGUGUAGUAGCACACAGGAUGGCCGUUCCUCUCAGUCUCGCCCCGACUUCAGCCCGAGAUCCAUCCCUCAAUCACUGACGGGGCCUCUCCAUCCCUUACGCAUGCACCCACCCGGUCUCACAAGCUCGGCAACCAUGCCAGCAACGCCAGCCAUCGGUCGUCCGGGCUUUCAUUCCACGGCUUCAAGCACUUAUCCGAACCUUCCAAGCACUCAUCCCACUCCUGCAAGGCCUCCCACCCUGUAUACAGACGAAGUCAAGGAUGCGGUCGGAAGAAUGCUGGCAGCCAAUGCCGCAUUAGGACCGGAGGAGACCGACGCACCAGCACAGGAGACCGAGCCAACAACCACCGAGCGUCCCAGCCUAGGCCGCCGCCUCUUGCGGAAGAUAUCGAUGUCCAACUUCCCGGCCCACCGUCUCUUCCCCUCCAGGAACAAGCCCAAGGAUGCGGCAGCAGGUGGCCCCCAGCCACCACUCACCAUCCGGCACAUCAUCACCGGCAGCACGACGACACCCCUGCUGCCACUCUCGGAGGCGUCGGAACAGGCGGAGCUGGUGCCUGAAGACCAGCUCCGUCUGAACGAGGCGGGCAACGUGCUGAAGCGGGAAAAGGCACUGAGGGUUCUCGGGGACGGGCCCAAGCUUCCCUCCGGGUUGCCCACCGAGGCGCGGGACGCAAGCUGCUCGGACGAAUCCCUCGCGGCAGCAGCACACAACCCGUUCGCGUCGGAGCGCGUGCUGACCAGCGCGCUGGACUCGUGCCUGCCGGGGGAGCCUGAGGGAUCCUCGACCCCGCCGAGGCCCGGGCCUGUGCCCGCUUCUUCGUCCUUCACUUUCGGCUGUCCUCCUCCGCCGGGGCGCGACAGCCCCAUCACCACCACCGCCAACACGACCACAACCCCGUCCCCAUCUUUCUUCCCGCCCCCCUCCCCCAUCCACAAACACCAACCGUCCCCCAACUUUCCCCCCUUCGACACCCCUCACCACCACCCGCUGGGCCCGCGACAUUCCGGCUCGUCACACGACGGUGCCCGACACAUACUUGGGACGGUCAGCUCAGACUCGACGGGUGCUAUCCCAGGUGUGGUGGUGUCAGGGCCGAGUCGUGUUCCGCCGCCCCCGCCACACCAUCAACAACAACAACAAGUCCCGGAUGCCGGCCCGCGGCGUAAGCGGCACCCUGCUCUGCCGAGGGAGGACCUUGAGAGGCUUGAGAGGGAGUUUAUAGUGCGGUUUCCUGGGGUGGUUGGUUGUGGUGGUGGUGGUGGUGGUGGUGGUGGUAGUGGGUUGCUGCCGUUUGGGGAGGGGAUGUCUGGGCCGUUUGGCGGGGUUGGGGGCGGGUUGGUUGGCGGAGCAGAGGAGGAGGGGGAUGAGGAGGAGGGAAAGGAUGGGGUGCGGCAGCCGCCGCCGGGUUUUUUCUAAGGUCCAAC